AUGUCCAGCAAGAGCCACGGCAAGGGGAAGAUGAAAAAGAAAAGUGCUGCUGAUAGUACCAUAUUUACAAUGUGGGGAAAAGCUUCAAAAGCAAAAAAGAUUGAUGAAAGAUCAACACCUAGUCAGCCCGAGAGUAGUUUGCAAUUGGUUCUAUUUCAAGCACCGGAUGCAGGACUUGAACCGGAGAGCAGCGGCGCAAACCCAGUCCCAAUUAUGGUAGAUAAUGAAGAAAUUGAUGAAGAUGAUGAUGAACCAACACAAGCUGAUUUGGGGGCACUUGAACAUGAUCCUGGGAAGCGAAUUCCCAUCUCAAGAGAUGGAAGGUUUACAAACUUGAAGAGUAUAAUUGAACUUUCAGCUAUGCUUGUGGAGACAAACAAACAUCAACAAUACUUUCUUGUUUACAAGCUUCUUAAGUUGGUACUGAUUUUGCCGGUAGCUACUGCUAGUGUUGAAAGGGUAUUCUCCUCAAUGAACUAUGUGAAGAAUAAGCUAAGGAACAAAAUGAGUGAUGAAUAUUUGAACAAUGCUUUGGUUACAUUUGUUGAGAGAGAUUUCUUCAGUCAAGUGAAGGAUGAAGAUGUCAUCAAAAUCUUCCAACAAGGCGAUCGCAGAGUUACAUGGUAAUAGGAUCAAUUAUUCUAUCAAGAAAAGGUACUGCUUGUAUGCCUCAAUGCAAAUGUUUAGUUGUAUUUAUUGAUAAUUACUAUGGAUUUAUGGUUUUAUGAACUUAUCUAGUGCUGUUAUUUGACUGAAAUAUUGCUGGUACUAG
Molecule: messenger RNA, 772 nt
Organism: Lolium perenne
Lineage: Eukaryota; Viridiplantae; Streptophyta; Magnoliopsida; Poales; Poaceae
Source: RefSeq, a predicted model, not a curated record